This is a messenger RNA of Rotaria socialis, 1104 nucleotides long. The record is from the annotation of a GenBank genome assembly. Lineage: Eukaryota; Metazoa; Rotifera; Eurotatoria; Philodinida; Philodinidae.
AUGCUCGUUGACGAUGAAGUUACCGAGGAGAAUUCUUCGAAAUAUCAUACAAUUGCUAUCUGUAAAGACCUUCCGAUAGUUGACAAUUAUUAUCCCACACAUGCUCCCAAGAAUCAUCCAGAUGGUGACUACUGGAUCAAAGAACUUGGCAAUGAAGAGAAAGAGAAAGAUUACAAAAUUCAACAUAUCGUCGCAAAUGGACGCCAUACGUCGUCCGAAGGAAAGCAUGCAAUUUUUUCAGCGUUUCUUUAUGCUUACAAUUCACAUGAAGACAUCGUCUUGUGUCCCGAUGAUCUUUGGCUCAUGGUAUGCAUCUAUUUUUCCAAUUAUGUCAAUGCAAAUGCGGAACAAUUGCGAAGACUUUUUGUUGAUCACGAAGGUAGUCAAUUAUUGACGAUCGUACAAGUAGGAUUGAUUGAACCUGAUUGGCAAGAUUUUCUUGAGCGUAUGCGUCGCGCAGUCGGCAAUAUUGUGAAGAAUGACGUUAUAGAUUCCCUAACAGCCAAUUUCUCAACCACUGGUUCGAUUGAAUCUAUUUUGUCAUGUAUUGCUGCCAUGGAUACAUUUAAGAACUACUUCGAAUACAGAUGUCUAAUUACAAGAUGUGGAAUUCGUAAUGUACACUUCAUGGGAACGUCGGAUGAUUGGCAUCUUCUACGUCGAAAAAUAAAAAAUCUGAAGAGUUUUACAACGGGUACAAACGAUACAUUUGCGAAUUAUAUCGAUGGAUUAUUGCCCAUCAUUGAUGAAUUCAUCAAUACGUAUGCCAAUAAAGUUAACAAUGAAUUCUGGAAUAAAGUCAUGGAUAUUGAACAUGUUGGGAUGGGCAAAUCUGGCAAAAUGCCUGGAACAUAUAUUAAUGGCUGGUUUACCAAAUUGUGCUACGGUUUACAUGAAAAACGAAGCUGUCACACUAAAGAAAUAACUCUAAGAUCAUUUGUGGUUCCCGUGCAAGUAGAUAAUGAGGUCACACAUUCGUCUAAAAUGUGUUACGUAGCUGGAGGAUUCCAUGGAGUAGAAUCAAAAGAUGGUCGUCACAAACCGGUGAUGAGUCUUGCGGUUAUCGACGAUACCAGUACUAUCAAGCCGUAUCAAACUACUUGA